ACACCCUUUCCUCUUUUCUGUUUACAGUACUGCACCUUGAAACUAUAUAUAUCUGGGCACCCGCCUAUAACAUCAUACCUCAUCCACGCAUAUUGUCCUCCAGGCCUUCAGCGUUGCACUUUGCAUACAUUGACGACCACAUAAAUCCAUUACCGUCCUUGUAAUCAAUACAGCAACACAACCAGCAAUAUGGGCAGCAUCGGCACCAGCAGCACCCUGGAGAACACUCCCGCGCCUGGAGUGCCCUUCUACACUCCGGCCCAGAACCCCCCAGCCGGCACGCCUGUAGACAAAACAUCGGCCCCGACCCUCUUCACGCCGCUGCGCAUGCGCUCCGUCGAGCUGCACAACCGCAUCGUCGUGUCUCCCAUGUGCCAGUACAGCGCCGACAACGGCCACCUGACCGACUACCACCUGGUGCACCUCGGCCAGCUGGCGCUCCACGGCCCGGGCCUCAUCUUCGUCGAAGCCACCGCCGUCGAGCCCCGCGGCCGCAUCUCCCCCCAGGACUCUGGCCUGUGGCAGGACUCCCAGAUUGCUCCUCUGCGCCGGGUCACCGACUUCAUCCACAGCCAGGGCGUCAAGGCUGCCAUCCAGAUUGCCCACGCCGGCCGCAAGGCGAGCACUCUCGCUCCUUGGAUUGGCGGCACUGCGAACAAGGCCGUGGCCGAUGAGAGCGUUGGCGGAUGGCCAAAUGACGUUGUUGGCCCUAGUGCGAUUCCCUUCCACGAGGACCACGCCCAUCCCAAGGAAUUGACUAUCCAGGAGAUCAAGGGGCUUGUCCAGAAGUUUGCCGAGACUGCCAAGCGUGCGGUUGAGGCUGGCUUUGAUGUCAUUGAGAUCCACGGUGCUCACGGAUACCUCGUCAACGAGUUCCUGUCGCCUCUGAGCAACACACGAACUGACGAGUACGGCGGAAGCUUUGAGAACCGCACCCGCUUCGUCCGCGAAGUCACCGAGGCCGUCCGCGCCGUCAUCCCCGAGACCAUGCCCCUCUGGCUCCGCGUCUCCGGCACCGAGUGGAUGGAGUGGGCCGGCCAGCCCUCGUGGACCGUGGAGGAAACCAUCAAGCUCGCCAAGCUGAUCCCCUCAUGGGGCAUCGACGUCCUGGAUGUUAGCAGCGGCGGCAACAGCUACGGGCAGCAGUUCCCCGACUCCAAGUCCUUCCAGAUCGACAUUGGACGCACCGUGCGCAAGGCCCUCCGCGCCGAGGGCAUCGACCUGACCAUUGCAUCCGUUGGCUUCAUCACCGACUCCAAGAUUGCCCACGACGUUGUCCAAGAGGGCCCCGAGGCUGCGGCCGACCUGGCCCUGGUGGCGAGACAGUUCCUGCGAGAGCCUGAGUGGGUGCUGAGAGUGGCUCACGAGCUCAAGGUGGCUGUCAAGUGGACGAACCAGUACUCAAGAGCUGGACCGCGAACGGACUUUAGCAAGAAGUUUUAAAGGCUUUUGGCGAUAAGGAAGCAUACGAAUGGAAUCGGAUAACGCAUGGGAUAGACGUGAAAAGUUUCAGCGUCGUUUUGCUACAGAGUUAUCCAUAGAAGGCAUAUACUCUCGAUGCAUUUUUGCUCACUUUAUAUUAUUUGAUAGCUAAUUUAAACUUGAUCUUCACUAUGACAUCU
This is a messenger RNA of Trichoderma atroviride IMI 206040, 1622 nucleotides long. RefSeq lists its product as uncharacterized. Gene Ontology annotation, cellular component: intracellular anatomical structure. The record is from RefSeq and is a predicted model, not a curated record. Lineage: Eukaryota; Fungi; Ascomycota; Sordariomycetes; Hypocreales; Hypocreaceae. Gene Ontology annotation, molecular function: NADPH dehydrogenase activity; NADP binding; FMN binding.